AUGGCUCGUGCACGCAGUCCAGAGGCCGCACGCGUGCUGGAAGCUACUGUGAAGGGACAGCGAGGUGAGGUCAUAGGGGUGAGUCGGGGGGUAGGAGGGACAGCGGAGGGUCGAGGGGUAGCACGGAUUGGCCAUCGAACGCUGACAGGGCGGGCAGAAGUUGAGAAGGCAUUAUUUGCCCAUUUGAAUAGUAUUCCAGAGUACCAUUCGAUCAAUCCUAAGUAUGUAUCCCAAUCUUCAACACGCGGCCUGCGAGAUGUUGUCGGUUUCAAUCCCUCCCUCCUGAAAGCUGCCAUCCACGCAACUAUGCUGCUGUACGCCUCAACUCCCUCCACAGCCACAACUUCUACCAUUGACAUGCCUGAUCUGGUCAACAGUUGCUAUAGGGUGCGCGUGUCUUUCAUCUGCAACUUCCUCGAUAGCCCGUACGAGCGGGCCACUGCCAUCCUCGGACAGCCACAAGUCUGGAUCGGAUGCCGCCCUCGCCAGAACAACCGAAACGCGCCUUGCCACGUCCGAACCUUGAAGCGCAUCUAUCCAGUAGAGAACCAAAUCUUCACGUGCUCAGCUUAUUGGAAAGGAGAUCUGAGACCACUCGCCAUUACGCGACGCGCUCGAAGAUCAAAUACUGCGACGGCCCCGAUGGCCGCUCUCGCCGAAGCCAUUUACAAUGACACUACCGAACACUUUCUACGUCGAAGAAGGAAGGAUCAUAAGUGCAUCAUCCCACCUCCAUCGAAUUCACGACUUGCAAGUGCCACUGGCAUCUCACCGCCCUCAGAAUACAGCAACCUUAUCGCUCACGCGGGGAAGUCCUACAAGCGUGUGCAAGCAAUGGUCGGCGCUGGUGAAGGCCAACAUCAAACUUGGAGAGGCCCUCUUCACAGCAGUGUCGACUACAUUGAAGCAGCCCAGGACUUCCCGGAUGAUAUAACAUUCGCUCUCGACACGGAGGGUGAUUCUAUUGAUGAGAACGAAAACGAGAAUCUUGAAUCAGGCAACCUCAACGUAUAUUCGAGAGGUCGCGGCAUCGUCCGAGCGCACAACACGAACCCAAUCCUCUUCAUGUGCAACGACAGACAUGAGGUCAGCCCGGCGACGAAACUCGGUCCUGUGUUAUGA
Molecule: messenger RNA, 1122 nt
Organism: Zasmidium cellare ATCC 36951
Lineage: Eukaryota; Fungi; Ascomycota; Dothideomycetes; Mycosphaerellales; Mycosphaerellaceae
Exons: 3
Coding region: 1-1122 (373 amino acids)
Source: RefSeq, a predicted model, not a curated record